Messenger RNA from Rhinopithecus roxellana (golden snub-nosed monkey), 1889 nucleotides. RefSeq names its product RRAD and GEM like GTPase 2 (gene REM2). NCBI's taxonomy places the organism in Eukaryota, Metazoa, Chordata, Mammalia, Primates, Cercopithecidae. Gene Ontology annotation, cellular component: plasma membrane. The record is from RefSeq and is a predicted model, not a curated record. The transcript has 5 exons. The coding region runs from base 107 to 1129 and encodes 340 amino acids. Gene Ontology annotation, molecular function: GTPase activity; calcium channel regulator activity; GTP binding.
AUGUGUGUGGGGGGGGAGGUGGUAUUUAAAGGGAAAAGCUGACAGUGCUGCUGAGUGAGGGAGCGGGUGCUGCGAGCUGCUGGGCUGCACACGCUUACGCACACCGAUGCACACGGACCCGGACACAGACAUGGACAUGGACACAGAAACCACAGCACUCUGCCCCUCUGGCAGCCGCCGGGCCUCCCCUCCAGGGACGCCCACGCCAGAAGCAGAUACCACACUACUAAAGAAGUCAGAGAAACUGUUGGCAGAGUUGGACCGGAGCGGGCUACCCUCUGUCCCUGGGGCCCCCAGACGAAGAGGCAGUAUGCCUGUCCCCUACAAGCAUCAGCUCCGGCGGGCCCAGGCUGUAGAUGAACUUGACUGGCCACCUCAGGCCUCAUCGUCUGGCUCCUCUGACUCCUUGGGCUCAGGGGAGGCAGCCCCUGCUCAAAAGGAUGGCAUCUUCAAGGUCAUGCUAGUGGGGGAGAGCGGCGUGGGCAAGAGCACCCUAGCAGGCACUUUUGGUGGUCUCCAGGGAGACAGUGCUCAUGAACCAGAGAACCCAGAGGAUACCUAUGAAAGACGCAUCAUGGUGGAUAAGGAGGAAGUGACUCUAGUCGUUUAUGAUAUAUGGGAACAGGGGGAUGCAGGAGGGUGGCUGCGGGACCACUGCCUUCAGACCGGGGACGCCUUUCUCAUCGUCUUCUCAGUCACUGACCGACGGAGCUUCUCCAAAGUUCCAGAGACCCUACUUCGGCUCCGGGCUGGGAGGCCGCACCACGACCUACCCGUUAUCCUUGUUGGAAACAAGAGCGACUUGGCCCGCUCCCGGGAGGUAUCACUGGAGGAGGGCCGCCACCUGGCCGGGACGCUGAGCUGCAAGCACAUCGAGACGUCGGCCGCACUGCACCACAACACGCGGGAGCUCUUCGAGGGCGCGGUGCGCCAGAUCCGCCUGCGGCAGGGCCGAAGCCGCGCCGGGGGCCAGAGGCCCGAGCCGGGCAGCCCCGAGGGCCCUGCGGCGCCCGCACGCCGCGAGAGCCUCACCAAGAAGGCCAAGCGGUUCCUCGCCAACCUGGUGCCGCGCAACGCCAAGUUCUUCAAGCAGCGCUCCAGGUCGUGUCACGACCUCUCGGUGCUCUGAGCCGCGGUCGCCAUGGCCACUGCGGUCGCCAUGGUCACCGCGCCCUCCGCUCGCCCCCCUCGCCCCGCCCCGCCCCCGUCCGGCUUCCCUGGUGGAGGCCGUCUAGGAAACCAAAAACUCCCAGGAUGCCCCGGUGUGACCGCGGAGGGCGGCCCGGGGCCGCUGGGCGGUACCUCCACACCCUCCCCGACGCGUUCUCCGGACCUUCGGGCCUCAGGGCGCCUAGAAGGCAAGGACGCAGACCUGAAGGCUGCCGGUGAGCGGGGCGGGUUCUGCUGGGUCGGGAAGAAAAAUAAUUCUGCAAGGUAGUUUGUUUUUUAUUAAUUCGCGCUUGGCCACCUCAUCUGUAAAGAGAUUCUAAAAGCGAGAUCUGGAAAAGUGCUUUGUAGAUUCCUUGAAGGAGUUUGCCUCCUUUGUACGCUGCGUGAACUUGUCUCACCUUUAAGAGAGCCUUAAAGGUAAAGAUCAUGGAGACCCUUCCUCCAGGGACCUUCCUGAAAACGUUUUGGCUCUCAUCUGCUGCCGCGUGUGUCCACUUUGCCUUUAAGGAGUUCUUAAAGGCAAGGGCCUGGAAGCCUUUGAUUCACUUGACUUACUAGUCCACCAUGGCACUUCCCCUUUAAGAUUAUUAAAGGUAAGGGGUGGACAGACUUGCUGCAUUCAGAUGCUGAGCAGUGGCAACCCCUUUGGGCUAGGGCCCAGGGGGCACCAGCAAGAGGCCACCCUUUCCCUUUUCAAUAAAUAAUUUUUAUACUGCAUC